This is a messenger RNA of Salarias fasciatus (jewelled blenny), 2018 nucleotides long. It is a transcript of the gene prkci, whose product is annotated as protein kinase C, iota. The record is from RefSeq and is a predicted model, not a curated record. Lineage: Eukaryota; Metazoa; Chordata; Actinopteri; Blenniiformes; Blenniidae. Gene Ontology annotation, molecular function: protein binding; ATP binding; protein serine/threonine kinase activity. Gene Ontology annotation, biological process: protein phosphorylation.
ACAGUGGACUCGUCCGUCGGUAGGCCUUUGCAGUAGGGAGUUGUUUGGCGGACCUGCAAGUUUUUCCUUACUUUACAUGUUAUUUUCGUUUGUCUGAGAAGAGUAAAAAACACUGUAUUUGGAACUAUUCGCCGCCUUAUUUGUUGGGAUUGUCGACGAACCACUACAGGGAAGUGUUCGGGGUGUACAAGUACAAAGAAAGAAAGAAGAAAGGCAGUAGAAGACUCGGACUGUCCGCGGCUGAGCUUAUGAUGCCGACGUUGCGGGACAGCACCAUGUCCCACCCCGGGGAGAAUUCCCACCAAGUCCGGGUCAAAGCCUAUUAUAAAGGGGACAUUAUGAUCACACACUUUGAACCGUCCAUCUCCUACGAAGGGCUGUACGGAGAGGUCAGAGACAUGUGCUCCAUGGACAACGACCAGCUCUUCACCAUGAAAUGGAUCGACGAGGAAGGCGACCCCUGCACCGUCUCAUCGCAGCUGGAAUUGGAAGAAGCCCUGCGUCUCUACGAACUCAACAAAGACUCGGAGCUCAUUAUCCACGUGUUCCCAUGUAUACCAGAGAAACCUGGCAUGCCGUGUCCAGGAGAAGACAAGUCCAUAUAUCGCCGCGGAGCCCGGCGCUGGAGGAAGCUUUACUACGCCAGCGGCCAUGCCUUCCAGGCCAAACGCUUCAACAGGCGAGCCCACUGUGCCAUCUGUACAGACCGGAUCUGGGGUCUGGGGAGACAAGGCUACAAAUGCAUCAACUGCAAGCUGCUGGUGCACAAGAAGUGCCACAAAAUGGUCACCAUGGAGUGCGGCAGGCCCAUAAUCCAGGAACCAAUCAUGCCCGGCCCACCCUCGGGUCAAGUAGAACCAGCUGACCAGCCAACAGUCCCUCAACAUAAAGAAUCCCAGGAAAGCUUGACUUACGACGGUGAAGAGAAGGAGGCGCGCAGCAGUCGGGACACGGGGAAGUCUCCCUCCAGCCUGGGCCUGGCCGACUUCGACCUGCUGAGGGUGAUCGGCAGAGGGAGCUACGCCAAGGUGCUGCUGGUGCAGCUGAAGAAGACGGAGCGCAUCUACGCCAUGAAGGUCGUCAAGAAGGAGCUCGUCAACGACGACGAGGACAUCGACUGGGUCCAAACAGAAAAGCACGUCUUCGAACAGGCCUCCAAUCACCCCUUCCUGGUCGGCCUCCACUCCUGUUUCCAGACGGAAAGCAGACUUUUCUUCGUUAUUGAAUACGUAAACGGCGGCGAUCUCAUGUUCCACAUGCAGAGACAAAGGAAACUCCCAGAAGAACACGCCAGAUUCUACUCAGCAGAAAUCAGCAUGGCGCUGAAUUACCUCCACGAGCGGGGCAUCAUCUACAGAGACCUGAAGCUGGACAACGUGCUGCUGGACUCGGAGGGCCACAUCAAGCUGACGGACUACGGCAUGUGCAAGGAGGGUUUGAGACCGGGCGACACGACGAGCACUUUCUGCGGUACCCCAAAUUACAUCGCACCAGAAAUCCUGCGAGGCGAGGAUUACGGCUUCAGCGUGGACUGGUGGGCGCUGGGCGUGCUGAUGUUCGAGAUGAUGGCGGGCCGCUCGCCCUUCGACAUCGUCGGCAGCUCCGACAACCCAGACCAGAACACAGAAGACUAUCUUUUCCAAGUAAUAUUGGAGAAGCAGAUCAGGAUCCCCCGCUCGCUGUCGGUCAAAGCCGCCAGCGUCCUCAAGGGAUUCCUCAACAAGGAUCCCAAGGAGCGCCUGGGCUGCCACCCGCAGACGGGCUUCGCCGACAUCAUGGGCCACCCGUUCUUCAGGAACGUCGACUGGGAACUGCUGGAGCAGAAGCAGGUGGUCCCGCCUUUCAAGCCCAACAUCUCAGGAGAAUUCGGACUCGAUAACUUCGACGCCCAGUUCACCAACGAGCCCAUCCAGCUCACACCCGACGACGACGAUGUGGUGAAGAAGAUCGACCAGUCUGAGUUUGAAGGAUUCGAGUACAUCAACCCCCUGCUGAUGUCUGCAGAGGAGUGUGUGUGA